AUGGAUACUUUCUAUAGACUUCGUUCUAUGGCAUGUCCAAAUCUAGACGCAUGGUUAACUGAAUGUUUUGAUGCAUCAAAGACAAUAACCACUGCGUGGACUCUUGACUCGUUACUGAUCAAGCCGGUUCAAAGAUUGUUGAAGUAUCCUUUGCUUAUGGACUCUUUACUUAAAGCCACUAAUGAAGGACACCCCGAUUAUGCUAGCUUGGAAAUGGCUGCUGAGCAGAUGCGAAAAUGUGCUGAUCAUAUCAACUCAGAUAAGUCUGACGAUACUGAGGUAUCACUAUCAAAAAAGGCAUUGCGGCAAAAAGAAUUUGAAGAAGAAUCAGCUAAUUUACGUCAGCUAAAGACCACACCCACUGCUGACGUCGGUUUGCAGCAAUUGCUGUCUAAUUUCUAUCAGAAGAGGAGAAAUAUUCGGUCUUUGAUUCAAUCUAUUGCCACUAACUCAGCGGACAUUCAGCAUCAAUUUAAUAGCAAUUCUGCACUGGCCAAAGCUUGGUUAACUUGGAGCAUGGCAAUUGGAAUCGAUGAGGAAGAUUCAAGCAAGAUGCGUAGAUACAAGCACUAUGCUCUGUUCUCGACACCAUUUACUUCCACAUCUUCAACUCAAUUAUCUACAGCAAAGUUGUCCCGCAAGAUUGAAAAAGAAGUCUUGGUUCCGCUGGAGAAGGUGUGGGCAAUGUAUGAAAGAACCGAACUAUUGGCAGCAGAUCGUCUUAGAUUCCAUGUAUUUUAUGCAAAAUAUGUUGCUUCUAAGAGUGACCUUCCAUAUGUUGUUAGUCCCACUAGUACGGGAGAGCACCAUUCUUUCUCGGCUUUAGAUCGCCAAAGAGCGGACCUGUUUUUCAAGUAUCAUAACAGUCUGAAAGACGGUCUACCUGACUUGUUCAGAUUGACUGAUAGAAUGGUAGAAUGUUGCUUUGCAAAGUAUAUCGAAAUCCAGCGACAGUGGUUCAGAAUGACAGUCGAUUCUAUGGCCACUGUCUUCAAUCUGAAAGUCAACGAUAUUCAAGAUGCAGAGGGAAGAUUAGAUCAUGACCCAAUUGUCGCAAAGUUCAGGGAAACAGAAGCUAUAAGAAACAAAGCUCUUGAGUUGGGUAUUUGUAGAGAAUCGUUUUAUGGUGGAGAUGAUGUUGCUCUUAGUAAUAGCAGCACUUCAGAUUCUGAGUCAACCAGUGAUGCCCAAGAUCGACUGUCUUUGGCGCCAAUGUUAUCUACUGUUACGGUGUCGUCCUCGAAGGAACGACUGAAAAUUCAUCGUAAAAGCAGCAUUCUCAGCCUGACUAACUGGCAGCGGACCCUCAAGUCGAACCCAUCAAAGUUCCUGUCUGGUGCAGGAAAUUAA
Sugiyamaella lignohabitans is the source of this 1350-nucleotide messenger RNA. RefSeq lists its product as uncharacterized. The coding region runs from base 1 to 1350 and encodes 449 amino acids. The record is from RefSeq and is a predicted model, not a curated record. Gene Ontology annotation, molecular function: guanyl-nucleotide exchange factor activity. NCBI's taxonomy places the organism in Eukaryota, Fungi, Ascomycota, Dipodascomycetes, Dipodascales, Trichomonascaceae. The transcript has a single exon.